GAAGGCGUUGCGAGCGCAGCUGCGCCGCGGCGGGCGCCAGCAGGAGCAUGGACCCCCGCGGCGGCGGCGGCUGGAUCUGCCUGGCGGUGCUGUGCUCCGGGGCCGCUCUCGUGCUGGUAGGAGAGGACCAGGGCGGCCGAAGCCUCGAGCAGCCCGACCGCGGCGCGGGGCCGGAGGGGGCCCCCAACUCCACCGCCGGGGAAGGGGGCGAGCCGGCGGCGUGGACGUCGGUCCCCGCGUGGGACGGUGCCACCAGCCCCUCCGCCCUGCCGCCGCGGGCCGCGGGGAACAGGAGCCAAAGCGCCUCGGCCGUUCCCGUGCGGUACUGGUCCCCCGUCAUCUUUGUGGCCGUUGCUCUGCUCGUGCUGUUCCUGACCUACAAGAGGACCAAGGGGGAAGAAAGCAGCAACCAAGUGGCCUUGGCCAGUGACUCCUCAGAUUUGGAAGAAGCAGCCGACGUCCCCGUCCACGACACGGCCCCGAUCGUCCCUCCUGCCGCGGAGGAGCGGAAGGGGCCGGAGAAACCCCCACCCCGGGAUCCGACCGAAACAGUCUUCUGCGAGCCGGACGCCCCCCCGCCGCAGCCGUCCCAGGUAUUUCGACCCUCCUCGGCCGCGUCAGCCCCACGGCGUGGUUUUGGGCAAAAUGCGGGACCAAAGGGCUGUGCCGGGGGUGUCUGCACGCAGCGGUGCCCUGCGGCAUCCCGCUCCCCGUCGCGGGGCAGGGCUGACCUUGCUCCCCUCGCACCCGAGCAGCCCGUUGCCCCCGCGGCCACCAGCAGCCCCCAGCCCUGACCGACGGCUCCCAGCACGGCCGAAGCCCCCGGAGAAAGCGGCAGCUCUGAAACGCCCCGCGGGGCGACGGGGGGCCCGGCGAGGAUGCUCCCGGCCCCACAGCCUCCUCCGCCCUUUGCAACCCCUGGCAGGAUACGACCCAGCGCGUGACACGGCCCUGCACGACGUGACCGCACGUGGCACGGCCGUGCGUGUGCAUUUACUACCGUGCACGCAAGGACGGGGGCUCAGGGCGCGCGUGACAUGCGCCGUCAAGCCAAUAAAGCAGCGUUUCACCCCAGA
Messenger RNA from Dromaius novaehollandiae (emu), 1076 nucleotides. Its product is annotated as atherin-like. The transcript has 6 exons. Lineage: Eukaryota; Metazoa; Chordata; Aves; Casuariiformes; Dromaiidae. Bases 48 to 794 code for a protein of 248 amino acids. The record is from RefSeq and is a predicted model, not a curated record.